Messenger RNA from Gryllus bimaculatus (two-spotted cricket), 3727 nucleotides. Lineage: Eukaryota; Metazoa; Arthropoda; Insecta; Orthoptera; Gryllidae. The record is from the annotation of a GenBank genome assembly.
AUGAUAGAACUGUCAUCGCUUCACGUCCUCAUGCUCGUACUCUCUUCUAACUUGGCAAUGGGGAUUGCAUGAAGUUGAAAGUUCGCAGUUUGCGGAUAAAAACAUUAAACAUAUUUUAUUAUUCCUUAAAGAUUCGAGUUUUGAUUGUUAUUUCUUCGAGUGCGCGUUGGAGAGAAAUCUAAAAAUGUCGACGUGUCAGGCAAGUGAAGUCCUCUUAACCCAAUUUAUACUUUCUUCCUAGUUGCCGAAGACGAUGUCCUAUUUAGUACCGUCCAACUAAAUUUUUACAAUAAUAAAUGGCUGUGUUCAUCAGACUCGUGCAGGCAGCUCGCACGUUUGGCUACGUCUCUUGCCAGCGGUGGUCCCUGGCGCUUUUAUUUUUGCUAUAUGGUUGUUUACUUCUGCUUACUUGGGCAUUGUCGUGGCCACUGCGUUCUCAACCUCCUAAACUCAUUCCUUCUGCCCAAGUAAAGAAGGAAGUAGAUACAGGAAAUGUUCCAGAUCACUUGGAAGCUGUAAGAAUUGAACGAGAUGGGGAAAUCAAUAAAGAAUUUCAUAAGGAAGUGGUUGUUGGAGAUUUAAGUCCAAAUGUCAAGAAGGAGGAUCCCAAGAUUUUACUUGAAACUAUUUUUAACAAAGCUGAUACGAAUAAUGAUCACUUAUUAAGUUUGAGUGAAUUAUCUACUUGGAUCAGUGCUAAAAUACAAGAACAUAUAAAGCAGGCCUUGGAUGAAAACUUUGGGUUGUUUACUAGUAUUGAUAACAAUCCAAGAAAUGGUGUGGUAUCAUGGGAUGAGUAUCAUAGUUACUUUUUGAAACAGAAAGGUUUAAAUGAUAAAUACGUGGAAAACCAUGAUAAGAAGCAUAAAGAUUUGGACAGAGCUCUGAAAGAGGCAAUAAUGAGAGACCGAGCAUCUUGGUCAGAAGCUGCCCGAAAUGAUCCUGAUCAUUUAACUUUGGACGAAUUCCUUGCUUUUCGACAUCCAGAGUCAAGUCAUGCUACUAUUCUUACGCUUUUGACUGAAGAAGAAUUUGCAAGUUUGCCAACAGAACCUGAUAAUGAAGAAGAUGGAGAGCGAAUGCGACAAGGAGAAGCAGAAAGACGUCGUGAAUUUCGUGAAGUUAUAGAUGUGGAUAAAAAUGGAAAGGCAGAUAGAAAGGAAUUACUGAUGUAUAUAGAUCCUCGGAACCCUCGUCAUGCUCGAGAGGAAGCAGAGACUCUUUUGUCUCUAUCUGAUGUGGACGGUGACCAGCACUUGUCUCUGGGAGAAGUGUUGAACAAAAUGGAUCUCUUUUUAGGCAGCAAAAUGGUAGACACAGCAAGAAGUUUCCAUGACGAGUUCUGAUAUCCCAUUCCACCCACCUGGGGAAGUAACGUCACAGUUCUUUCUACAGAAAAUGCUUAGAAAAAUAAUGUCAAGCAAUGUCAUUUUAAUUAAAAUUUGCCUUCUCAAGGACAAAAAUGAAGCAAAUCCUUUUAAGUCAAUAUGAAUUGGAUGUUAAUAUGUAACUUUGUGUUGUUGGGUUUAAAAUAUUAUCAGACACCUUAAAACUCUUUUAAUCGGUACAUGAGUUAACGAAUCUCUGUAUCAAUGCGCAAAGGUUUCUGUGAAAGAUGGUUCGCAUGACCAUCUUUAUGGAAAUAUGCAAGCAGAAAGGUUGUGUAGAAAUGAUAGAACACUGACUUCCUUUUCUCCCUUAAAUAAUGAAGUAAAGCUUGCAGUACACCCCCUUUGAAUUUGUAAUAAGUAGAUGUGUAUUUUAAUGCCCUAAAACAUUGCCAAAAAUAUCAAUAAAAGGCUCUUAAAAUGUUUUUAAAAUGCUCUAAAAGCAAUAAAAAAUGUGAUCAAAACCAAUUCAAAUGAACAGUUCAAAUGAUAUUGGAUAUGUUACUGUUGUAAUUGAGACUUCUUCCUUUCUUUCAAGUGAACUCAGCUUGCUUACUUUUGGUAUGGACUGUUCCUUACCAGGAAAUAUUUUUCUUAAGUUAUUUGGAAAUCUUCCAAAGUGACUGGUGCUGUUAGAAAUCACAGGAACUUUAGGUUACAUACAACAGCUGACAUUACAAUUCCUGAGUGAAGAAAUUGAAUAGGGUUCUCAGGAUUUCUGAGAAGAACAUUUUUUGCAUCUCAGAAAUAUUAUUUCAGGCAAGUGCCAUUAAAGUGAUAGUAAAAUCGAUGGAAUCAGAGAAAAAUGCAUUAAAAAUGACAGGAAAAGGUAAAAAAAUUACUUAUUAGUCGAAAUAAGUAAAAAUUGCCAAACAAUACCAAUGAAAUGGCUUAUUUCCUUUUGUCUUAACAUAAUAUUAAUUUCUAUUCUAAAUGGCAUUGUUCUAAACUGAAAAGGAAAAAAAAUGACAUUUCAUUAAAAUCCGCUCCAUCGAAGUAAGUAAAUUUAAUAAAUUAUUAUAUAAUUAAUUAAAUAAUUCAAAUAUUUUACAUGAGUUUUUACUUGUGUAUAAAUAUAGUUAUACGAAAGAUAUUCCUUUUUUAUUUAUUUUAAUUUUUUUAAAUAUGUAAAUACAUUGUUAAAUUAGCGUAAGACUGGUUAAAAAUAGUGGGUAAUGGAAUAUUAAAAAAUAAACAUCAGCAAGGCAUAAAGCUAAAUUAACUCCCCAUACCCCUAAAUAACAUAUCGUAAUGCUUCCUCGAACCCCUCUCCUUUGUAAAUUUUUUUUUUUUUUUGAAUUUGCAGUGCUAGAAGUAGUUGUUUUUAUUCAUUGCUAUUCUUAAUACAAAGAAAAUUUCAAAAAAUAUUCUUCUCGAAAAUAAAAUGUUUCAAAAAUAUUCUUUUGCUUAAGAAGCCCAUUUUGUUGGAAAAUGAAAAUCAUUUCAGGGUAUAAUUCAAAGUUAAAACAAGAUUUGAUGGACAAUAACACUGGCAUUUUUAAAGGAAAUUCUCCCUCUCAUUGGGAUCAGGAAAUUCAGUUACGUUGUAACUGUUCAAAGGGGGGUUGGUUGUGGAUCCAGACCUUCUUUUAGUAAAACAUUCAUAUCUGUUUCGUUUGUUGUGACAAUGUUUUAAUAGGAUCACGUUUAAGUUUCUUUUCUGUAUUUGAUGAUAAUCAUAUUCAAAUUUGAGCACUAAUACAGGAGAUAUUUCCCAACAUCUGAAGAGUCUUUUAGUUUGGUCUCCCUUAUUGGCUAUGUAAUACUCUUGAAAUGAAAUAUCACUCUUCAUUGACAGCAGAUUGGCAUAGAUAACAUUCUCAGUUGGAUCAUGAACUACCUAUUCCUCAAAAGUAAUUGUAAUGGAUUGAUCUGUCUUUAAAGAAUUUAAACAUUAUUUUCAUAUUAUUUAUGUAAAAGAAUAUUAAAUUAAUCAUUAGAGCUACUUGUGUUCUGCCUUAUGCUUGAUGGGGUGUAUGUGAUCAAAUAUGAGAUAACUAGUUUUUGGCAGUCUUUGGUAAUUAUGAAACAAUGAAAGAUCAUUUUCAUAGGAUUGCGGAGGAUGUCUUGGCUUCCUUCCUAUAAUACGAAACAUCUGUAACUUUUGUGACAUUAAAACAUAAACUAAUUUAACAUGGCAAAAAAAUAUGCCUGCUAGUUUCAGAACGGAAAUAUCAAUAUUACAAGUGUUGUUAAAUGGACAACACUGCAUAAUACCAAAACCACCCUAAAUUGGAACUUUUUUGUCUCAAUCGAUUCCAGCUUAGACAGAUUUUACUGUAUUUACAUUACUGUCUGCCAUUAAUUUGAGACUAUGAGUGACUGUUUGACUGAAUAAG